Miniopterus natalensis is the source of this 3329-nucleotide messenger RNA. It is a transcript of the gene FAM114A2, whose product is annotated as family with sequence similarity 114 member A2. The record is from RefSeq and is a predicted model, not a curated record. Lineage: Eukaryota; Metazoa; Chordata; Mammalia; Chiroptera; Miniopteridae.
GGCUCGUCGGCGGCUGUGGCGGCGGCGAUGAUCUAAUCAUGUCGGAUAAAGAUGAUAUUGAGACUCCAGUGAUAACUGAAGCAAAUCCCAUCCUUGAAGAUGAGAACUCUGAGCCAGCCAAGAAUUCUGAGUCUGUUGACCAAAAUAUCAAGCCAGAGAGUAAACCAGAACCUGUAGUUUCUACUCGGAAAAGACCAGAGUCCAAACCUCCCAGUGACUGUGAGACUUCAGAAGUUCUUCCUGUUCAGGCAUCACAGGCUGCAGACAAAGAGACUGUUUCCAGAGAUGCACCUCAAACCGGAUGGGGCUAUUGGGGCAGCUGGGGCAAGUCCUUACUUUCCUCAGCCUCAGCUACAGUGGCCACAGUAGGACAAGGUAUUUCAAAUGUCAUUGAGAAGGCAGAGACUUCCCUUGGAAUCCCUAGUCCCAGUGAAAUUUCAACUGAGGUCCAGUAUGCAACAGGAGAGGCAAAUGCCAAAGAGAAUGAAAACUCCUCCCCGGUGACUGGAGCGUUUGGUGUUUUCUCAACCAUCUCUACUGCUGUUCAGAGCACAGGAAAGACUGUUAUCAGUGGGGGUUUGGAUGCCUUAGAAUUCAUUGGGAAAAAGACAAUGGAUGUAAUAGCAGAAGGGGAUCCUGGAUUUAAAAGAACCAAGGGUCUGAUGCACCGGAAUUCUACACUGUCUCAGGUUUUACGAGAGGCGAAGGAGAAAGAAGAACAGUGGACCACAAAUGAGGUUACUAUGGAAACGGAUAAGAAAACUCAUUACGGGCUACUCUUUGAUGAAUUUCAAGGCCUUUCACAUCUAGAAGCUCUGGAGAUGCUUUCCCAAGAAAGCGAAGUAAAGGUGAAAUCUGUUCUUAAUUCUCUAAGUGGAGAAGAAUUAGAGACUCUAAAACUUGAACUGGAGCAACUGAAAGAAGCAUUUUCCCUUCCAGAGUUCUCUGAGGAAGAGGAAGAAGAUAAAAAAGGGGAUGAAGAUUUUACCAAAGAGGUAUCAGAGCUAUUUUCCCAGCUGCAUGUCUCCUCCAAACCAGAGAAACUUGCCAGGGCAAGAAAUACAGCCUAUGAAUGGAUCAGGACAUCUCUGGAGAAGCCAUUAGAGGAGAAGGAAGAAGGAGAAAAACGGUUGGAAGGAGAAAAAACUGAGCAAAUCAAUAAAAAUUCAAUAGAGGAUAUCCAUGCAUUUGCAAUCCGGAGCCUAGCCGAACUGACUGCCUGCUCAAUUGAACUGUUUCACAAAACAGCAGCUCUGGUUCUGCAUGGCCAGAAGCAGGAAGUGACAGCUAUAGAAAGAAGCAGAACCCUUUCUCAGAUGACGGUUGUGUUGUGUAAAGAGUUGUCCUUUUUGUCUAAAGAGUUUACCACCUGCCUAACAGCUGCUGGGGUCAAAGAAAAGGCAGAUGUCCUUAAUCCAUUAAUUACUGCAGUAUUUCUAGAGGCAUCAAAUAGUGCUUCCUAUAUUCAGGAUGCCUUUCAGCUACUCUUACCUGUGUUGGAGAUCUCGCUCAUUGAGAACAAGAAUGAAUUACCGGAGGCAUGAGCUGCAGGGCCAGAGGCCUUUAUCAGAACAUUGAAGAACAGAGAAGAUUGACCUGAGACUUGUGAUGACCAAGAAAUGUCACUCUGUUCUGGGUACCCUUGUGGAAGUGAGGGAGAAGGGCUAUUUUAGUAUAUAAAAAUUCAGGCAGGAUAGCAGUUGUACAGGAAAUUUGUUGCCUUCACUGCUUGGUUGAAGUAUUCAGGUUCUCACACUGCCCUUCUCAGUUGUUAUAAUUGAUAAAUUAUUUGAAAAGAAAUUUUUUUAAAAAAAGUUAAAAAAUACUAGCUAUAGAUAAAGGUUAGUGGGACACUCAGGUAAAAAUAUUGGUCUUUGAUGGUACAGAACACAGUUUUGUCUUGGAUAUAAUUGGUUGUUAAGCAAGAGAAAAAGUACUUAAUUUCUUAUUCUAGAAUUCAUGUGCUUGAUCUAUUAAAUGCUAUGCACUUUCUUUAAUAAAAUCUACGGUUUUAAGAAGCUGAGUAUAUAAAAACUCUGUAAUGAUUUCCUUUUAUUACACAAAUUCUUAGAAUUGGUUAGAAAGUUUUAUCUGCUUUUUAAAAUAUGUUUUUAUUGACUUCUUUAGAGAGAGAGGAAGGGAGAGGUAGAGAUAGAAACUUCGAUGAGAGAGGGACAUUGAUUGGCUCUCUCCUGUAUGCUCCCUACUGGGGAUCAAGCCUGAAACUUGGGCAUGUGCCCUGACCAGCAAUUGAACACAUGACCUCUCGGUGCCUGGGAUGACUCUCAAUCCACUGAGCCAUGCCGGCUGGGCAGAAAGUUUUAUCUGCUCUUUAAUUCUUAGCAGGUAGUUGGCACUGAGAAGGAACUUAUAGAAUAUACUUGUUAGCCACAUGUAUUAACUAGAGCAGUGUGUCGUUUAGCUUCAAAUUGCUCUCCUACUCCAAGAUGACACGGUUUAAGUUGUAGUUGACCUCCAUUCAACUGGAUUCAAGACCAAUAAGUGCCAUUUAGAGAAACAGUUUCAUGUUUGCAGAUAUUUUUGAGUUUCUCCAGGAUGUUUUUCCUGCAUAUCCAAUAUGCAGGGUAAAUUCAGUAAGAGCCAGCUCCACAGGAGUAUGAAGCACCUAUAGUAAUGGGGUUUUCGUUGAUUGAAUAUUGUUGAAGUGGACUGUAGGGUCCCGUAGAAGUGAUGUUCAUUAAUAACAGGAUUUCACCUGUUAGGCAUGGUAUAUUUUUCCUCAUUCUUUUUGUUUUAAUGUAUUCUUUAGCAUGUUUGUAAAUUCAGCUUUAUCCUUUUAGAUCAUCAGCCGCCAUUUUGUUCUCCUCGUCAAUUUAAGAGACUAAAAGGCUAUUUUCUUCCUAAAAGUUAUUUUGGUAUUCCCUCUUUUUUAAAAGUUCUUCAACUUUAUGGCUAUUAACUUUUAGGUAACUUUUGUGAGUUCUGCUGCUCAUCUUCUAAAACCUAUAAAUAGAAUGUAAUAAGUUUUUCAAUUGAUCCUUUUAUUUGUCUAAACAUGAGUAUCUUUCUAAGACCAAAGAAAUAGCAAAGUCAUAACAUAGAUUGAUAUCUAAACUGUUUCUGUGUAAUCACCUUAUUUGGGGUAGGGGGCUGUUUGUAAGCAAGGAGGAAAAUAAAUAGACUUGGCUAAAAACGUACACCAACAGCACUAAAAUGUAGCUGUGCUUAUAUUCUGUUCUAAAGUGAUCAGAAACAUUUUAAAAUAUUCCUUUUUAUAGACAAAUUUCAUCCUUCCCAAAGUGACUAGUUCUGAAAUUUCAGAAAAACAAGUUACCCUGUGGUUAAUAAAGUUGGUGUUUCAGUUCUGA